AUGAAGUUUCUCCGGGACUGUGGCUGCGACCGUGCCCGCGCCGGCCGCCGCCGGCCGCCCGCCCUCCGCGCCGCGCUGCUGCCGCCGCUGCUGCUGCUGCUGCUGGUGCCGCGGGCCGCCGCCGCCCCGCUGCCCAACGCGGACUCCUCGGGGGAGGCAGAGCUGGAGGAGGCGGCGGAUCGGCGGGCGGCGCUGCCCAACAGCCUGAAGCUGGCGCGGCUGCUGCACGACCGGGCGACACAGCUGCAGAACGAGAUGUGCGAGAAGUUUACCGUCUGCCAGAACAGCAUGGAAAUGCUCCUCCACAACAACCUCAACCUCCCCAAGGUGACGGAGGAAGAUGGGUGUCUGCUCGCCGGCUUUAAUGAGGAUAAAUGCUUGAGAAAAAUCUCCAGCGGGCUUUAUACAUUUCAGACAUACCUCAAGUACAUACAAGAAACUUUUAUUAGUGAAAACCAAAAUGUUGAAUCGCUAUCCUACAAUACAGAGCACCUGGCACAAAUCAUAAAACAGAUGGUGAUCAAUCCUGAAGAAGUGAUCAUCCCAGAUGCAGCUACCCAGGAAUCCCUCCACACAAAGCUGAAGUCCACUAAGGCCUGGACAGAGAAAAUCACCAUCCAUCUCAUCCUCCGAGACUUUACUUCAUUUAUGGAGAAGACAGUGAGGGCCGUGCGCUAUUUGAAAAACACCAGGAGUUUCAGUGCUUGA
This is a messenger RNA of Zonotrichia leucophrys gambelii, 708 nucleotides long. It is a transcript of the gene IL6, whose product is annotated as interleukin 6. Lineage: Eukaryota; Metazoa; Chordata; Aves; Passeriformes; Passerellidae. The record is from RefSeq and is a predicted model, not a curated record. Gene Ontology annotation, cellular component: extracellular region; interleukin-6 receptor complex. Gene Ontology annotation, biological process: immune response; T-helper 17 cell lineage commitment; positive regulation of receptor signaling pathway via JAK-STAT. The transcript is spliced from 4 exons. Gene Ontology annotation, molecular function: interleukin-6 receptor binding; cytokine activity. The coding region runs from base 1 to 708 and encodes 235 amino acids.